Molecule: messenger RNA, 945 nt
Organism: Python bivittatus (Burmese python)
Lineage: Eukaryota; Metazoa; Chordata; Lepidosauria; Squamata; Pythonidae
Product: olfactory receptor 14A16-like
Biological process (GO): G protein-coupled receptor signaling pathway
Cellular component (GO): membrane
Molecular function (GO): olfactory receptor activity; G protein-coupled receptor activity
Source: RefSeq, a predicted model, not a curated record
AUGAAUCAGUCGACUCUGACAGAAUUCCUUCUCAUGGGAUUUUCCAAUGACCAUGAUGUGCAAAUUAUGCAUUUUGUGAUGUUUUUCUUCAUUUACUUAAUAGCCAUCAUGGGGAAUGUCCUCCUGGUUAUCACUGUGGCUCUGAACUGCUCCCUUCACACUCCAAUGUAUUUCUUUUUAGUCAACCUGUCACUUUCAGACAUUUGCUUCAUCUCAACCACCAUCCCCAAAUCCAUGGCCACCUCCUUGACAGAUAACAAAGUGAUCACCUUUGCUGAAUGUGUUGCCCAAGUCUUCUCAAUUUUCACCUUUGCAGGUUCUGACCUCGCCUUGCUCACCAUCAUGGCUUAUGACCGUUUUGUGGCCAUUUGCCAUCCUCUGCAGUAUAGCCUUAUCCUGAACUGGGAUGCUUGUCUGCAAAUGGUGGCUGCUUCCUGGCUCACCUGUCUGAUCCACGCAUUGCUAGAAACUGUAAUUGUAUUUCGGUGGGAAUACUGUAGGUCACAUAGCAUUGAGCAAUUUUUCUGUGAUGUCCCUCAGUUACAGAAGAUUUCUUGCACUGAUACAAGACCUAGCCAAAUACUGAUUUUUGUGAUUGUAAUUGUAGUUAGCUCAAUUUGUUGUGGCAUCAUUUUCAUUUCUUAUGGCUACAUCUUCUCAGCUGUGCUGAAGAUCCGAUCCAUUCAAGGCAGAUACAAAGCCUUCUCAACCUGCACCCCCCACCUGAUUGUCUUUUCUUUAUUUCUCAGCACUGCAAUAUUUUCUUACAUGAGACCAAAAAGUCCUUCCUCACAUAUUGUAGAUUUGCUUUCUGCUGUUUUCUAUACACUUUUGCCACCACUACUGAAUCCCAUCAUUUAUAGCUUCAGGAACAAGGUUAUUCAGGAAGCCAUGUGGAAAAUAGGAACAAAGGUGGUUUAUUUCCUUUCUCUAAAAAUACAAUGA